Salarias fasciatus (jewelled blenny) is the source of this 5992-nucleotide messenger RNA. RefSeq names its product SREBF chaperone (gene scap). Gene Ontology annotation, biological process: SREBP signaling pathway; regulation of cholesterol biosynthetic process. Gene Ontology annotation, molecular function: protein binding; sterol binding. Lineage: Eukaryota; Metazoa; Chordata; Actinopteri; Blenniiformes; Blenniidae. The record is from RefSeq and is a predicted model, not a curated record. Bases 268 to 4098 code for a protein of 1276 amino acids. Gene Ontology annotation, cellular component: Golgi membrane; SREBP-SCAP complex; endoplasmic reticulum membrane. The transcript is spliced from 23 exons.
CGGUCGCGUUAAGACGCCGCUCCUCCACAUGCCUGCUUCAGACGGGAGUCUCACGGUAGCGCCACUUUGGCAGAUUCACGCGGAAUUAAAGGGAAUCUAACCUCAGAUUUUCAUCGCUUCAUUCUGAAGGAGCGCAGCAGCAGCAGCAGCAGCAGCAGCGUUUGAAGGGAAAUCUGAAGUUUGUCCAGGUCCCUGGAUGCCCCGCGACGCCCCGUCCUCGGCCGCCCUGUGCGUCCCAAUGGCCGGGAGUUGACCUCUCUCGCCAAGAUGACGCUGCGCGAGCAGCUGAGAGAGAAGAUCUCGGCGGCGUUCUACCGCCACGGGCUGCUGUGCGCGUCCUACCCAGUACCCAUCAUCCUCUUCACCUCCGCCAGCAUCCUCACCUGCUGUUAUCCGUUGCUGAGGCUCCCCCUGCCUGGGACGGGUCCUGUGGAGUUCACCACAGGGGUGCGGGACUACAGCGUCCCUUCCCAUGAGCCUCAGGGAGACCUCGGGGAGCGGCCCGACUGGUACCGCGGUCCUCCGGUCGCCUACAUCCAGCAGGUGCUGGUGAAGGCCGCGGUGUCUCCGUGGGACAGCAGCCUGGUGCCGGUGGACGUGUUCCGGUCGCCGCUGGGCCGAGUCUUCACCCUGCUGGAGGAGAUACGCAACCACGUCCACUCUGACAAGUCUGGCGUUCGCAGUCUGGAGACGCUGUGUCUCCAGGUGACGGACCUGUUCCCGGGGUUACGGCGGAUGCAGUCGGUGCUGCCGGAGCACGGCUGCCUGCUCGUCUCUCCGGGAAACUACUGGCAGAACCAGCGGGAGCUGUUCGACUCGGACCCCGACAUCCUGAAGAGCAUCCAGAAGCACGAGCCCAAAGGCCUGCACACCUCGGCCACACUGAGAGACCUGUUGUUCGGCGUUCCUGGGAAGUACACAGGAGUCAGUCACUACAACAGGAAGAGGGUGGUGACGUACACCAUCACCGUGGUGCUGUCCAGCUACGACGCCAGGUUCCUGAACAGCCUGCGGGCUCGCCUGAAGCACCUCCACCCCUCGGCCAACUGCAGCCUGAGAGACGACCACAUGGUCCACGUGCACUUCAAGGAGGAGAUCGGCGUCGCCGAGCUCAUCCCCCUCGUCACCACCUACAUCAUCCUGUUCGCCUACAUCUACUUCUCCACGCGUAAGAUCGACAUGGUGAAGUCGAAGUGGGGCCUGGCGCUGGCGGCCGUGGUGACCGUCCUCAGCUCGCUGCUCAUGUCGGUCGGCCUCUGCACCCUGUUCGGCCUCACUCCCACACUGAACGGAGGUGAGAUCUUCCCCUACCUGGUGGUGGUCAUCGGCCUGGAGAACGUCCUCGUCCUCACCAAGUCUGUGGUUUCCACUCCCGUCGACCUGGAGGUCAAACUUCGCAUCGCUCAGGGCCUCAGUAAUGAGAGCUGGUCUAUCAUGAAGAACAUGGCUACGGAGCUUUGCAUCAUCCUCAUCGGGUAUUUCACCCUGGUGCCGGCGAUCCAGGAGUUUUGUCUUUUCGCCGUCGUGGGCCUGGUGUCCGACUUCUUCCUGCAGAUGUUUUUCUUCACCACAGUGCUGUCCAUAGAUAUCCGACGCAUGGAGCUGGCCGACCUGAACCGCCGCCUGCCGGCCGAAGCGGGCCUCCCCCCGGCCAAACCGGGUCCGCUGCGCCCGCGGGAGGUGCCCCCUCCCCCGCGGCCGUCCCCCCACACCAUCACCCUGCAGACGCCGGCCUUCCGGAACCUGCGGCUCCCCAAGAGGCUGCGAGUGGUUUACUUCCUGGCUCGAACGCGCCUGGCGCAGCGCAUCAUCAUGGCCGGUACGGUCAUCUGGAUCGGCAUCCUCGUCUACACCGACCCGGCCGGGAUCCGCACCUACCUGGCGGCGCAGGUGUCGGAGCAAAGCCCCCUGGGAGACCCCGCGGGAGCCGUCCUGCCCCCCCACCUGGGCGUGGCCCCGGUGUUCCGAGGCGGGGAUCCCACCAGCACCCUGAGCCUCCCCCCCGCGCCCGAUCCCACCCCCCUGCCGGAGAACCAGUCGCAGGGGCACCACGACCCGGCCGGGGCGGGGCCUCUGCCUCAGGCCCCGCCCGCCGUGCCGCAGAUCAGCUGGGGGGCGGAGGACGAGGAGGGCUGGAGGAGGCUGUCCUUCAGGCACUGGCCGUCGCUCUUCAGCUACUACAACAUCACUCUGGCAAAGCGGUACAUCAGCAUCCUGCCCGUCAUUCCCGUCACCGUCCACCUCAGCCCCCAGGAGGCCAUCGAGACUCGGCACCCCCAGGACACCCGGCACCCCCCUCCGCCCAUCCCCAAGGUUUCUGCUGACUUCCAGACGGACCUCACGCUCUACAAGGUCGCGGCUCUGGGCCUGGCCGCCGGCGUCCUGCUGGUCCUCCUCCUCUUCUGCCUCUAUCGGGUCCUCUGCCCUCGGAACUACGGGCAGAACGGCGUGACGCACGGGCGGCGGCGGCGAGGCGAGCUGCCCUGCGACGACUACGGCUACUCGCCGCCCGUCAGCGAGAUCUCGCCGCUGCUGCUGCGGGGCCACAGCAUGGACAUCGAGUGUCUGGCCAGCGACGGGAUGCUGCUGGCGAGCUGCUGUCUGGCCGGACAGAUCCGAGUCUGGGACGCUCAGACCGGAGACUGUCUGACCGUCAUCCCCAAGCAGGGGCUGCGGCGGAGCAGCAGCAGUGGCUGCUGGGAGCAGCGUGACGGCUGGGACGGUAUGAGCUCCGCCGCCGCCGCCGCCGAUCCGGACUGCCUCGUCUCGGACUGCCGGGACCCGUACGCCGCCGGCGACGGCCCGUCGGACGACGAGGGCUACCCGGUGAGGCGGCGCGCGGCGCCGAGCCGGCCCGCCCUGUUCACCGACCAGCCCGACCUCACGCCGCUCAUCGACACCAACUUCGCCUCGCAGCCGCCCGCCCACCUCGCCGCCCCGCCCAGGGCGGGCUUCGACUUCGGCGACCUGGUGGAGCGCGCCUACAAGGAGCACGAGCCGCCCUCGCCCUCGCCGUACCCGUCCCCGUCCUCCGCCUCCUCCUCGCCGCCGUCGGCCGCCUACCUCCAGCGGCGGCCCAGCCUGGGCGACGCGCCGGCGGCGGCCUUCGUCUCGGACAGAGCGCCGGCCGCCGGGACUCACGCCGCGGCGGACUUCGAGAGCUCGGUGUGGGCCAUGGAGCUGAGGGGGAACCUGAUCGCCGCAGGGAGGAGCAACGGGAAGCUGGAGCUGUGGGACGCGGUGGAGGGGUCGCUACGCUGCAGGAAUGAAGACGGCGUCUCCGGGAUCACGGCUCUGGCUUUCCUCAACAACCGGAUCGUGGCGGCGCGGCUGAACGGCUCGCUGGAUUUCUUCACGGUGGAGAUCAACAAGCCUCUGGGCCUCCUGCAGUACAGAGGCGCGCCGGGGCGAGGCAGCGUGCCGCCGUCGCCGUGCUACAGCAGCGAGGACGUCAUCAGCUGCCAGCUGACGCGCUCGGUGCAGUGCGCCCACCAGAAGCCCAUCACGGUGCUGCGGGCGGCGGCCGGCCGGGUGGUGACGGGCAGCCAGGACCACACCGUCCGGGUUUAUCGUCUGGAGGAUUCCUGCUGCCUCUUCACUCUGCAGGGUCACUCUGGAGGAAUCACAGCCAUCUACAUUGACCAGACGAUGGUUCUGGCGAGCGGCGGGCAGGACGGCGCCAUCUGCCUGUGGGACGUCCUGACGGGGAGCCGCGUCAGCCAUGUUUACGGUCACCGUGGUGACGUCACCUCGCUGGUGUGCACCACGUCCUGCGUGAUCAGCUCCGGGCUGGACGACCUGAUCUGCAUCUGGGACCGGAGCACCGGGAUCAAGCUGUACUCCAUACAGCAGGAGGUGGGCUGCGGCGCCAGCCUGGGCGUGAUCUCCGAGUCGCUGCUGGUGACGGGCGGCCAGGGCUGCGUGUCCUUCUGGGACCUGACCUUCGGCGACCUGCUGCAGACGGUGUACCUGGGCCCGAGCAGCGACGGGCAGGGCGUGCGCCAGCUGCUGGUGCUGGACAACGCCGCCAUCGUGUGCGACUUCGGCAGCGAGCUCAGCCUGGUGUACGUCCCGUCGGUGCUGGAGAAGCUGGACUGAGCGGGCGACACGCCGCCGGAGGAGCGAGCCCCCUCCCACCCCGGCCCCCGACCCCCCACCCGAUGGCCGCUCCGGGUGCUGCUGCUGCUGCUUUUGGUGUGCGUUUGUUUUGGCUCUCGAUGCUGCUGACCCGGGUGGGGCUUCACUGUGACUUUGCCCACCCAGAGAGGAAGAUCAGCAUUGGACUUUCAAUAUUCCUGCUGCGCUGUGAAGGGCGGCCACAGUGAGCGAGGUGUGCGAGUGUGUGUGUGAAUGAAUCGCAGCUCUUUAUAAGACGAACACUGCUGAGAACAAGAAUGACCUGAAGUGAGUGAGAGACUGGAGAAGGAUUACUGUACAAAGGAAACCUCCUGAGGGGGCAGUUUUUAUAUGUGUAAAUCUAUUAUUUAUUAGCAACACUUUUGUGGAAUAACGGUUUCUUUCUGAUCCCAGAUGAUGAUGAAGUGAAUGAGAACUGAAGCUGGGAGGCUUCGGCAGCGUGAUGGAAGCUGAUCUGUGAGGUUUGGGUUUCUGUUGGUGGAGUUCAGGAGCUGAAGAGGAAACGCUUUUCUUUUUUUGUUGUUUUUUUUCUUUUUUUUGUUGACCCUUCAUUCGAUCCGCUCAGCCGGAGGUUCGCCGGCGUCUCGUUUACAUCCAUCGCUCAAAAUGUGCCCUUCAGAGAUUUAUUUCGAAAAGUGUUUACGACUUAAUUUUUCACUUUUUUGGCAAAAAAAAGUCCAGAAAACUCAGAAUAAGCUUCUUUUUUCCUGCAGUCAUUGAAAUGUUGACCCUAACUGAUCCCAAAAACCUGAAACAUGUCGCUAAUCCAGCAAAACCACCUUUUCAAAAUAAGAUUUAUUAUCAGCAGGUUUAAUUUUUCACUUCAUAUCAGUUUGAUUUAAAAAAAAAAAAAAAAAAGCUUCUGAAUUAUCUCUUCAAAUGUCAACUUACACAAAUUAUCUCUCGGAAUUAAAAAAAAUAAUCUAAUCAGGUUUGAAAGUGCUGAGAUAGGAUUAUAAAGUAGCUCAAACUGUUAAAAUUGUUAGGGAAAAAAAACAAUUUAAUUGAAUCACUGAACUGAAACGUUACUGACUGCAGCUUGAAGUUGAAGUGAUGCCUCUUCUGAGCUCCAGGUGGCAGCAGCGAGUCAGUUAACAGCUUCUCAUGUUUAUUUUCAGCUUCUUUAAAGUUACUCACUGCGCCCUCUGGUGGCACCAAGCUCUGACAUCAUUUACAAAAACCCAAAAUAACUCCGUUAUAAAGACACUUUGUAUUGAACUCAAUUUAUUUCUAGUUUUUUUUUUUUUCACUAAAAAGAAUUUUAGGCAAUAAGUGAUUAAAAUGUCUUAAAAAGUAACAGCUUUUUUUAAACAUGGAAGCCAUAAUUAUCACCGUUCUUUGUGUUAAGAUUGUAGAAAAAAACUGACAACACAGCAAACUGAGACAAUGUGAAGCCUGAAUGUGCAGAUUUGAGCCUGUUAAUCCAGCAGGAUGAGAAAAUCCGGAUGAACAAAUCAAACGUCGGCUUCUUGCUCCCGUCGGUGCCUGAUCUUCACCUCCUCCGCAGAAUGUUUGACCUCUGACCCCUGCUCCCCCCGCGGUUCCAACAACACCCUGAAUGUAUUUUUCUUGGCUGCCGUCUGGGUUCAGUGAAUGUUCGGCGCUUUACGGCAAACUCGGGGCGGCAUUGGUAACCUCCACGCCGCUCCGGCUGCUUGUGGAAUUAGAAAUUAAAACCUGUGAGCGAUUGAACGUCAGUAUUCACAGGUUUGGUCUGAAUGGGAGCCGGAGCGACGUUCUCCACCUCGGCUGUUUAGGAACUCUGUUUUUCUGUCAAAACUGGGAAUGUGUAAAAGGUGUAGAUUUCUUUUUUACUUUUGUUUUCUAGUAAUGUGAAUAAAGAAGUUGGACAUUU